Molecule: messenger RNA, 3769 nt
Organism: Leucoraja erinaceus (little skate)
Lineage: Eukaryota; Metazoa; Chordata; Chondrichthyes; Rajiformes; Rajidae
Gene: timm8a
Product: translocase of inner mitochondrial membrane 8 homolog A (yeast)
Exons: 1
Source: RefSeq, a predicted model, not a curated record
ACAGCAUCUGGACCAACAUUAAGGUGGUACAGUUGCCAGCACCAGAGAUCUGGGUUUGAUCCUGAUUAUAGGUACUGUCUGUACAGAGUUUACACAUUCUCCGUGUGACUACGUGGGCUUUCUCUGGAUGCUCCCGUUUCCUCCCACAUUUCAGAGACGUGCAGUUUUUAGGUUAAUUGGCUUCUGUAAAUUGCCCCUAAUGUGUAGGAUGCAAAAUUGGGAUAACAUAGAACUAGUGCAUGGGUGAUCAUUGGUUGGCACAGACUCAGUGGACAGAAGGCCCUGUUAAAAUUGCUUUAUCUCUAAAACUAAAACAAGUUCCUUGUGUCUACCAAAGGAAAAUUAUCUCAUUAACAAAGUCAUAUAGAACAAAAGCCAGCUGAAACUUUAUAAACAAGUACUUAGGCUGCAGCUUCUGUACCCUACAUGAACGAUGUUAGUGCCUUCACUAGAUGUAAAGAAAGCUUUCCGGAUUGGUAGAUGGGAAACAUGAUUUUAAUUCCAUGGUGGAGCUUCAAUGGUCACUCAAAAACUACAGGAAAAUUUGGUAACUACAUUUUUAAAAUCUAAGAUAUUAAAACAAUUCUCCAAUAAUUUAUAUUUGGAUGUAACAUUCUUUAAUUCCAAAUGUCAAGGCUGUAGGAAAGUAUAUACUCAUGCUCAUGAGAUUUGGUAUCGGGAUCACCACUCCUGACACGAGACUUGAACAAGUAUAGAGGACAUAACUUCAAGGCACUUACCCAAAAUAAAUAACAUUUAUAUAUUUCAAAAUGAAUCCUCAAUUACACUGAUUAUAAUUAAACUCAGGGAAGUUUCUUUCCGAGGUGUAAGCUGCCCAAGCGAAAUACGAGUUGCUGUUCCUUCAAUUUGUGCUGGGCCUCACUGGACAAUGGAGGUGGCCCAAGACAGAAAGGUCAGUGUGGGAAUGGGAGGGGGAGUUAAAGUGUUUAGCAACCGGGAGAUCAGGUAGGUUUAGGUGAACAUGGGUUUGGGAGGGGUAGACAAAAUAAUCUACGUGUAUGAAUACCAAGAGGUAACAACUGUAGUCAAUAUGCACAGAUGAAAGAGGAAAUGGAUGUGGCGGGUUGAGGAUUGCAUACCAAUAACAGAAGGCUGCUUUAUUGUGGAUGGUUUCAAGCUUGGAACAUUAUUAGAGCUACACUCAACAAACUAAGCAGAGAGUAUUCAAUCACACUCCUAACUUAUGCCUAGAAGUUAAUUACUCACUGCAGGAUACCCAGCCUCCAACCUGUACUUGGCAUAACUGUAUUUACAUGAUUAGCCCACAGUUCUUAUAAAAUAUUAAGUAAAGAAAAAAGGCAACAAAUAACCUCGGAAAAUUAUGAGAGGAAGCAGUUCGAAGAAUUUUGAAAUCACCAAUUGCAUCACAAUUCCUGACCCAAUCUACUGGCAAAAUUGCAUUCAACUUUCAGGUUAUUUUUUAUCACAAUGCAAUUUGAACAAAUGGCCUCUUUACUUCAAGAACAUGACAAUGGAAAGAGUGAACAGGAGAUUUACAAGGCUGUUGUCUAGAGGAUUUAAAUUAUGGGGAGAGUUUGGAUUGGCUGUACUUGUUUUCCAUGGAGUACAAAAAAAACACUAACCUGAUAGAGGUGAACAAAGUCAUGACAAGCUUAUAUAGCUCACAUAGUUGGAAUCUAUUUUACAACGGUAGAGGUAACAAAAGCAAGAGGAUAUAUGUUCAAGGUGAGAGGAAGAAGUUUGAGAUUUGAUAGAGAUCCAAGGAGAAAGUUUUGGUUGACAUUUAAAAAGCAUUCCUAGCAGACAUUGUGGAACUAGAUAAAAUUACUAGGUUUAGAAGAUAUUGAUUUAGUCGGAUACUUAAAUAGGCAAGGAAAGGACACAGAGCUAGUCUUAGUGUAGGUGUACUGUUAGUGUAGCUAGUAUUUCCUCACAACCACCCAUCAACCUUGCUUUAUGCAACUGCAGAAUUAGAUUUAACAGGUCAUAGCCGCGGCAGAGAGUGGGAGCAGGGCCAGAGCGGCGGCGGGAGAGAGCAGGGAUGGAGGCCCCGGGGAUGGCGGCCGACCCGCACCUGCAGCAGUUCAUCAAGGUGGAGAGUCAGAAACACAAGUUCCAGCAGAUGAUGCACAGACUGACCGAGCUGUGCUGAGACAAACCAGGCCCACGUCUAGACAGCAAGACGGAGACCUGUCUGGUCAACUGUGUGGAGCGCUUCAUCGACAGCAGCAAGUUCAUCCUCAACUGCCUGGAGCAUACCCAGAAGAGCAAGAUGCCUUCAAAGAGCUUGAGCGACUGAUGUAGGGCAUGUAGAGGCACAGCUGGCAAGGCCAGAUGUUGGCACUGCCCUCUAGCACGGAGCGGGGCAGGCAGUGGCGAGACAGAUGUGGUAGCAGCUGCCGGAGCUCUGCCAUGGACUGGGCAGCAAGAACCAUUACACUGCUUACACACGCGUAAUGGGGACAUGACUGGACAAGUGUCCUGCCGUUCAGCAUGUGGACCUUGUGAAUAAAAUCGUGCACAGAUCAUGUCAAUGGAAAAAAAAAGAAAAAAAGUUUGCAAUCAAUGCAUUGGUGUGACAGAUGCACACCGAUGCCACAGAAAGCAUAGCUUGGUUUGGGAACAGCUCUACCCAAGUUGGCUAGAAAUUGCAGAAAGUUGUAGAAUUAACCAGUCAAUCAGAUGAGACUUCCCACCAUUGACUCCAUCUACACUUCACUCUGCCUCAGAAAAGCAGCCAACAUAAAUUGUUGGCCCAUCCCAGCCAUUCCUCCUUCUCAAUGCAGAUGCAGAAGCUUGAAAGCUCUCAUCGCUAGGCUCAGGAACAGCUUCUUCUCCUCUAUUGAUCAGCCAUGAUCAUAUUGAAUGGCGGUGCAGGCUCGAAGGGCCGAAUGGCCUACUCCUGCACCUAAUUUCUAUGUUUCUAUUAUCACACCUGAACAAUCUUUCCAUAAGCUAAGGUACUGUCGAUUCACCUCAACCAUAUUGAAGCCAUUGGACUUUGUCUAAGGAACUGAUGUGCUACAAUGCUGCACACUGUAUCUUCUAUUUUAUAUAUUCUACACUCUGUACCUUCCCCUUUGCUCUAUCUAUUGUAUUUGAGUUUGAAUGGAUUGAAUCUAUGUAUGGUAUAUCUGAUAUAACAUAUCUGAUGGCAAGCACAACAAGGCUUUUCACAGUACCUCAUUACAUGUAACAAUAAUAAGCCUAACAAAUGCUGCACUGUGGCACAGCGGUAGACUUGCUGUCUUACAGCACCGGAGAUCCGAGGUAGAUCCCAACUACGGGUGCUGUCUGUACGGAGAUUGUACGUUCUCCCCGUGACUGCGUGGGUUUUCUACGAGAUCUACGGUUUCCUCCCAAACUGCAAAGACGUACAGGUAUGUAGGUUAAUUGGCUUGGUGUAUGUGUAAAUUGUCCCUAGUGUAUGUAAGAUACUGUUAAUGUGAGGGGAUCGCUGGUCUUGCACACUCGGUUGGCUGAAGGGCCAGUUUCUGCACCGUAUCUCUAAAACUAAAUUCCUUCACUCAUUACAAACAGAAAUAACAUGCAUGAUAAGUUGUGAUUCGUUCUGUGGCAUUGUGUAUCUUCUGUGGAAACCGAGCAAUUUGCUAUUGCAAGAUAAAAGUUGUAGUAAAUCCUACAAAUAGGCUUAGUAAAAUUCAUAUAUCUUUUAUAGAUUUCCAAAAAAGCCCAUAAUUUAAAAUAAUGAAGCAACAAAUAUACUCUUCCAACAAAAUUUGUGAUUCAUGAACAAAGUAAAUUGUGCUUAAGUAUUAAAAAAUUU